CGGCGGCAGGACGGCGGGGCCGGGCGGGCAAUGAAGCUGCGGCGGGGCGUGCUGCGGGCGGCCCUGGCGCUGGUGCUGCUGCCGCUCCUCACGCCGGCCGGCGCCGUGGAGCCCAUCAGCCUGGGACUCGCCAUCGCGGGUGCCGCUGCUUCGGCCCUCACCGGCUUCAUCUCCUACCCGCGGCUCUACUGCUACUUCAGGGAGUGCUGCCUGUAUCGGCGCGACCAGCGCGCCGCCGCCGCUCUGCAGGAGAAUUUGGACAAGAGGCUGUUCGGGCAGCACUUGGUGAGCAGGGUGGUUGUAAAAGCCGUGAGGGGCUUCUUGAACAACACCAACGCCAAAAAACCUCUCGCGCUUUCCUUGCACGGGUGGACUGGAACAGGCAAAAACUUUGUCAGUAAGAUCGUCGCCGAAAGUAUUUAUAAAAAAGGUCUGCAGAGUAAAUAUGUCCAUCAGUUCGUGGCAACUUUACACUUUCCUCACGCUCACAGCAUCAAUCUCUACAAGGACCAGUUGCAGUCGUGGAUUCGGGGAAAUGUGAGCAUCUGUCCCCGGUCAAUCUUUAUAUUUGAUGAAAUGGAUAAAAUGCAUGCAGGGCUCAUUGACUCAAUCAAGCCCUUCCUGGACUACUAUGAGCUGCUGGAUGGGGUGUCCUACAGACAAGCCAUCUUCAUCUUCCUCAGCAAUGCAGGAGCUGAAAAGAUAACAGAGGUGGCACUAGAUUUCUGGAGAAAUGGGAGGACAAGGGAAGAUAUCCAGCUCACAGAUAUCCAAAAUGCACUGUCUGUGUCUGUCUUCAACAACAAAAAUAGUGGAUUUUGGCACAGCACCUUGAUUGAUAGAAACCUCAUCGACUACUUUAUUCCUUUCCUGCCUCUGGAAUACAAACAUGUGAAAAUGUGUGUCAGGGUUGAGAUUGAGUCACGUGGCUACACUGUGGAUGAAGACAUUGUGAGCAGGAUAGCUGAAGAGAUGACCUACUUCCCCAGAGAGGAGAGAAUUUACUCAGAUAAAGGAUGUAAAACUGUGGAUGCAAAGCUGGAUUAUUAUUAUGACUUCUAAUGCUUUAUUGCUGCAGCCUGCAAAGAAGCAAAUUUAACUUAAUCACAAAGUGGAGGACCUGAGACAUUUCAUUUUUAAGUACUUUUAAAGAAAGGAACACUCUGUUGUAACUGGUGUGUAAAUAAGCAGCAGUGCCUCUGCAUUUUUAUUUUGUCACCAGUCAUGGCUCCCAAGUGCUUCAGCCUUGUGCUGUGAAGGUAAGAAGGAACUGCUUUGGGAAUUCCUGGAUCUGGCAGGGCUCAAGACUCCUUGAAUCAUGUGUCAAUCAUUGGAACCCUUUGGCAGACUCUUGACAGGUAUAGAAGGACUGAGACUAUGACUUGAUUUUAAUUCGAUUUUGCUCUUUUGUGGAUGAUCUCUAGACAAUAUUGAGAAUUUUAAUCAAAGUUCCUGUGUCUCUGAAAGCCUUCAUUGGUCCUGUGUGGGAAUAUGCAUUAAAAAUAGAAUAUGUGUCUUUUUGCCUUCAACAGCUUGGGCCCAGUAAAGACAAGGGGGGAUUCUGGAAUUAAAAAAUCUGGGCUCUUCUAUCCAACAUCACACAGUGCCAUUGUCUUUUUCAAAAGAGAGGUAUAAUUUGGUCUCCUACACGUCAAACCAAUAUUACAAAACUCUUUGUUGUGAAUAGUGUUCAGAGAGCAGACUUAAUAUUACAAAGAAGUGAGUUAAAAUCCUUAAGUGCCACACUGGUGUAGUUAGUUCCUAUUUUUGGUUAGUUUUUAUGUAUAAAGGUGCCCACAGCAGGCUCUCCCAGAAGUGAUCUCAGGAGGGAGAAUUGUGCUCUGGGAGUGGUGAGUCAGCUUCAUGGAAUGGCUGCAACGUCGUGGGAAAGGUGUGCAGAUUAAAUUUUACACCAUGGAAAUUGAAAAGAGGUUUCUCUUCUUCACUUACAUGUUGAAUUCAGAGGUCAGCUUGCAGGGGUUUCCCUUUUUCAUCUUCUCACCAUACUGUGUGCUUCUGAGGCAGGGAUGGAGGCAGAUCUAAAGGCAUUUGGAGAAAAAAUCACUUACAAAAUGUGUCCACUGAAGUUACUGCGAAGGGUGUCAGACUUGUUUCUGAAUGUGAGCACUGCAGAGGCUUUUUUCAUUCCAGUUGCUGUUCAAAAUAAACUUUUCUCAUCAGAAAUGUA
This is a messenger RNA of Corvus hawaiiensis (hawaiian crow), 2188 nucleotides long. Its product is annotated as torsin-1A-like. Bases 31 to 1062 code for a protein of 343 amino acids. Gene Ontology annotation, molecular function: ATP binding; kinesin binding; ATP hydrolysis activity. Gene Ontology annotation, biological process: protein localization to nucleus; nuclear membrane organization. The record is from RefSeq and is a predicted model, not a curated record. Lineage: Eukaryota; Metazoa; Chordata; Aves; Passeriformes; Corvidae. The transcript is spliced from 5 exons. Gene Ontology annotation, cellular component: endoplasmic reticulum lumen; endoplasmic reticulum; nuclear envelope.